Striga asiatica is the source of this 511-nucleotide messenger RNA. The record is from the annotation of a GenBank genome assembly. Lineage: Eukaryota; Viridiplantae; Streptophyta; Magnoliopsida; Lamiales; Orobanchaceae.
UCUUGGGAUGUGCAGAUCAGAUAUUUUCUUUUUCUUCUCGCCGACCACAAUUUCAUUUCAACAAACCCCUACCAUCAAUCUUGACAGAUGCGUCCCCGCAUCACAAGGUGCAAAGUUGAAAAUCAAGGCUCGAUUGUUCAGAGAAACGAUUGUUCACAUCGGCCGCCGUAGGAAUAAACGGCAGGAUCAUGAUCUACUAGGCGAGCGGUUGGUCGUGGCUCAAUUAGGAGGCGGUCGACUUGGGGAUCUAGAAGGAUCAUCAAACUUUGAGUGGCUAAUCGCGGACAACAAUUUCAGGCAAAGGAUGAAAAAUGAAGAAGCUCCCAUCAGAACUGGUUACCCACCUGGGACUCCAGAUGCCCAUAAUUGUUACUGGAAUCGAUGGCCUACGCAUACAUUUGACUCUGUCCAGAUAAAUCAUGGCAUUUGCCUGCAAGCUCAUCUCGCCAAAACAGCCAGAAUGCUUACACAUGCUUCGUUUGUUGUAUCUAUCAAGCCACAUAAAGCCUUC